AUGGUGAAAUGUGACCCUCGCCAUGGUAAAUACAUGUCUUGCUGCCUGCUGUACCGUGGUGAUGUGGUUCCCAAAGAUGUUAAUGCUGCCAUUGCCACCAUCAAGACCAAGCGUACCAUCCAGUUUGUGGACUGGUGCUCCACUGGCUUCAAGGUUGGCAUUAACUACCAGCCUCCCACUGUGGUACCUGGUGGUGACCUGGCCAAGGUCCAGAGAGCUGUGUGCAUGCUGAGCAACACCACAGCCAUUGCUGAGGCCUGGACUCGCCUAGAUCACAAGUUUGAUCUACUGUAUGCCAAAGGUGUCUUUGUGCACUGGUAUAUGGGUGAGGGCAUGGAGGCUGUUUAA
This is a messenger RNA of Mus caroli (Ryukyu mouse), 348 nucleotides long. The record is from RefSeq and is a predicted model, not a curated record. NCBI's taxonomy places the organism in Eukaryota, Metazoa, Chordata, Mammalia, Rodentia, Muridae.